AAAAAAAAGAAAAAAACCAGUGGCCGCCAGCCAGCACGUUCAGUGUGCACCCGCGUCGCGAGCAGGACGCUCGUGCGUACGCAACAAUUUCCCGCCAAACACAUUUUACGAAGUGUGUAUAAAUUUUGAGUUGAAACGUAGUGAGUUAUUUCCGUCUGCAUCGUACUUGAUUGUAUCAGUAUUCGUGAGGAUACUAAGGAUAUUAACCCAGUUCGAUGUUGACAAGAAUGUGAGCAAAGGGAAAGAUUAAAAAUUAUAAAGAAAAGUAUUUUUUGAAGAUAUUAUAAUCCUAAAUUAAAUUCACGAUGUCGACAGCUGUUGUAGAAAACGGACAGAACAUAAAUGAUGAAACGCGAGGUCACACCUACUACUUCCCUCGUACUGGCUCCUCAGCCACACUAUGGCAGCGAAUAAGCUUGUUCCUCUCCAUCUACUGGAAGUCACUCAUUGUGGUCCUCACUCCGAUCAUAUUCCUGCCGAUACCAAUACUCAACAAUGGACCUGCCUACAGAUGCAUGUAUGUGGUGCUUAUAAUGGCGAUAUACUGGGUUUUGGAGCUCUUGCCUCUCCCAGUCACGUCAAUGCUGCCAAUAGUCCUGUUUCCCACUAUGGGUAUCCUGGAUUCGGAUAGAACCUGCGCCGCGUACAUGAAGGAGACCAACAUGAUGUUCAUGGGCGGUCUGAUGAUAGCAGCUGGAGUGCAGCAUUCGAAGCUGCCCAAGAGAGUGGCGUUGUGGACCGUGCAAGUGGUUGGAUGUUCCCAUAGAAGACUUAACUUCGGUCUAACGUUCGUGACGAUGUUCAUAUCGAUGUGGGUGUCGAACGCGGCGGCGACCACCAUGAUGGUGCCCAUCGUGGAGGCUAUAUUGGAGGUGUUGGAACAGCAAGGACUGGGCGACGUUUUCAUCAACAAGAAGAAGAAUGCUGUGUCAGAAAAUGGCAAGGAAGUCAAGCCGGCCAACCCGAAGAACACGGAUGAUGAGAGCCCGAUGCCGAGCGACAUCACGAUCUGCUACUACCUGAGCAUCGCGUACGCGUCCACCAUCGGCGGCUGCGGCACGCUCGUCGGAACUGCCACCAACUCCGCCUUCAAGGGGAUAUUCGACUCCGAGUUCCCAGAGUACUCCAGUUCUGUGAACUUCUUCUGGUUCAUGGCAUACAGCACGCCGCCGAUGCUGAUCAUGCAGCUGCUCAUCUGGGUCGCGCUGCAGGUCACGUUCAUGGGCAUGUUCAGACCAAACAGCGAGGCUGCUAAGAAAGUGAAUAAAGCAUCUUCAGGCUCAAACACUACGAUGAAGGUGAUCAAGGAGCGGUACAGGAACCUCGGACCUGUCACCUUCCACGAAUGGGCGUCCGGCUUGCUGUUCAUCUUGGCGGUGUUCCUGUACAUCUUCCGCAGACCUGGGUUCAUGCCCGGCUGGGCCGACGUGCUCACCACCAUGAAAGUGAAGGACGGCGUGACUUCCAUGUUCAUUGUGGUGUUGAUGUUCAUUCUGCCCAUGUCCGCUGACUUCUUCAAGUUCUUCUCGUCUGACUGCUCUUAUGAAGAGUUGGCUGCUUCGAAACCUUCGGCGAGUAUCGUCACAUGGAACAUCCUCAAGGAGAAGAUCCCCUGGGGACUGCUGUUCUUGUUGGGCGGCGGUUUCGCCCUGGCCGAGGGUAGCAAGGCGACGGGCCUGUCCGCCAUGAUCGGCUCGUCGCUCGAGGGUCUGAACGGGCUCGACCGCGCCGUGGUGCUGCUCGUGGUGGUGCUCGUCACGCAGUUCAUCACAGAGUUCACCUCCAAUGUCGCCAUUGCGAAUCUCAUCCUCCCCGUGCUGGCUAACAUGGCCCGCGUGCUGCACAUCGACCCCCGCUACCUGAUGAUCCCGGCGACGCUGGCGUGCUCCAUGGCGUUCCACAUGCCGGUGGGCACGCCACCCAACGCCAUCGUCGCGGGCGUGGCACACAUACCCACCUCCAAGAUGGCGGUCGGCGGCAUCGGGCCUAAGAUCAUCACUACACUCAUCGUAUGGGGCGCGUACCCGACCUGGGGCUCCAUCAUCUUCCCCCCAAUGACCCUGGACGUCGCGCCCAUCGCCAACGCCACCGCCGCGGUCCUCUCCAAGAACGUCACUCUCGGCUGCAACCUCCCCUUCGAAGCUCUAGCCACUGUUAGUAAAUUUAACUGCACAGUACCUGCCCACAACAGUUCCGCUUUAGCCGAGGUAGCCAAGGGCCUGUUCACGUGCUAUAAGAGUUAAAGAUGCCUUAUUACCUGUGGGUUACGGUCGGGUUUGUCUUGGCGGGUUUUUGACGAAACUUGACGUGGGUUAGGCUUGCUAAUAAUAUAUCUAGAGAACUGAUGGUAAUAAGUGUCCUGCGCCAAGACGUUAAAACCUCGACGGUAAACUUACAGAAGGUGUUAGUAUAUUUCUUAAUUUAUUUAAAGUACGUAACAUGUCGUGUUACCAAUAUAACGAAAUAUAUAAAAUGUAAUCUGCCAUAAUAUAUUAAGCAUUUUCGUGAAUUUAUAAAGCAUUUAUGCAUGUAUUGUGUGGUCGCCCCAUCGACUGAUGUCGAAGUUAUAAAUGCGCCGUUUAUGUACGCUUUCGGGGUAAAGAACGGCCAGGGGAACGAUUUGCUAUUCCAAAAAUUAUAUCGUUACGAAUCGAUUAUUAAUGUGAAUCGAUUAUUAAGGUGAAUCGAUUAUCGAUAGUUUAUUAAUGGAGAGGGGGGGGUGCGCUUUGGCAAUAUCGCGCGUUACUACACAUUUUCUAUAGCGGCUAUAUGUACCGCUUUUUCCUCCGUCUGUUAAAAUAAAUCAUGGUGCAUGUAGGUUCUAAUAUCUAUCGAAUAUUCGCCCUGAAAUGUUUCGUGGAACCUUUUUAAUGUAUUACAAUUUAUUAAAUAUAUUUCAGUAUUUUUUCUGAAUCAUACAGGGUUACGAUUUUUGACUAGCCUUUUUCCAUUUAAAUAGAUUUGUUUUUUAAACUUUUUUCUACCUCCACGAUAUACCGUUGCGAUUUGAUACUGUAAACAAUUGUGCCAAUGAAUUGUAAGCGUAUAAGUUAAUGUGGAAUUCGCAAAAUUGCAAGAUUGACAACAAACUGACAUUUCACUCGGGUACAUUGAGCGAUUGCAAAUUUCGCAUAGUUUUUACGCAUUUUCAAAACAACUACCUUAACCUAAUCAAUAAACUGGAAACAUUUUUAACAGUUAAAUAUAUAUUUUUAUAAAAUAUUUUAAUUAUAUAGCGGAUAAAGCGGGUGAGGACUUAUUUUAUAUUCAUAUUUAUAUGAUAAUGUAUUUUUUAUUAUAUAAAAUAAAUAGAAAUCCCCGACCAGUGGGAUGUUCCUAGUUUUUAAUAAUAUGAUCUGAUGUUUUGUGUGUGCGUGUGUGUUUUGUGAUUGUGUGGACAUUUUGGACUGUAUCGUCGUAUUUUUGGAGCAUUUUGUACAAAAAACGCAAGAACCAGGGUCGUCUGAGCAAUUUCUUAUUCUAAAGAAACCACUUUAAGUAUAGCAACAGGCCUUACAUUUGAAACAAUCUUGAUAUCUAUCAACAGAUCCAUCUCAAACAUUAGCCAAUCGAAAUAAAAUACGUGAAUGUUGCGAUUAUUUUCAUUGGUCCAUUGCAUAAUCGAUUCGAAGGAAUCGAUUAACAUUUAAUAUCGAUCGUCAAUCGAUUACAUUUCAGUAAGAAUGAGGAAAGUGUUAUUCUCUAUUCGACACGUUCGUUUUGUGGCUAAUUUAUAACGAACGGCAAUAAACUGACGUCCAUUGUGCGAUGCUUUGCUUUGAGUGUUCGGCCUAGUUAAUUCCAUAAUGUAAUGUUCCAAUAAAUAAGCAAGUGUUACGCUUAACAGCUGUUUUCAAUAUUCGAUCCCAAUCUCAAUCCGAUUCCGAAUGAACCAAUAAAAAUAACUCAUUUGUAAACUUGUUAAAAAAUACUUUGUUCUGAUUGGUUCAUUUUUGUUAGAUCGAAAAAAGCGAUUGGGAUCGAUUGAAAAUGGUGGUAAACGAACGUAAAAUUUAUUCAUGUCGAUGAUAGUACAAGCAUUUUAGAAUCGUAAAAACUGAUGUAGUUGUAAGGUACUACUGCAGUGCUGAGGUCUCGGUUUUGAUCAGUGAUAUUGGAUUUUCUACUCAGUAUACUUGGAGGCUGGAAUUUGCCCGAUAUGGCGAUAGGCUCGCCCCAUAUCGCAUACAUGAGGUGGAAAGUGAAUGCACCAGUUAUGCCUCUGCCUAAUCCUAUGGGGAUAAAAGGCGUAUGUGUAAAAACUAACCCAAAUCUUAUGAAUUUCUUGAAAAAGUGUGAUGUUGGUCCGAUAUUAAUUCAGUAGGAAACGUUUGAAUAAAAUGUAUAAAGUAACCACAAUAUGUGUACUAAUAUAUUUGCAAUGUGAGUUUACUGUUUUAUCGAAAUGGGCGUAUAUGUAACCUUAUUCUAUUUAUGAUAAUUUUGAUAUUUUAUUCUGUACUAUUAUCGACGUAUUUUUUGGCUAUAUUUUACAAAAUAUACUGUUUACUGAACAAAAUAAAUAAUAAAGCAUUUUAUCGUGUGCGAGCGUAAGUUCAAAGAUUAUAGUUAAUAUUGACGGAUUUACACAAAAUAAUAAUUGCAAUAUUUUUAAUUUUCAAUUUUAAAAUCUAUGACUGAUUUGUGACGAUAGAUGCCGCUUUUUAAAAUAAAUUUCUUACAAUAUCCAUCUACCCUCGUUCUAGGGAAAUGUUUUUUUUUUAAUGAUGUGUAUUACUAAUUUGUUUAUGUACUUAUUAUUUUGUGUAAGUGCGUAUAUGCAAUAAGAUGUAACGGUGGUCCAUAGUAGUUCGUGUAGUGGUAUCGUGGUGUUUGUGUAUUAUUAGUUAAGUAAUUAAUUUGGGACAACAAAUAAUGCACAGUUGAUACGCACAGUUGUAUAUCGUGCUGUGGUCUUCCUAGGCUUUCUAACCUUAUAUAUGCAUUUUUAAUACUUUGCAGAGAAAAAGACUCAGUUUUUUUAUGAUCAUGCAAUACUCAUGCUGGAGGUUACUAAAAGUUAAUAUAAUUCUUUUUUUCCUACGCAUUUUCUACUUUUAGGCUCUCUAUAAACAUGAAAUAUUUCAAAGUAUCAAUCAUUUAGAAUAAAAAAAUCACGUCGAUUUGAUAACCUCCUCCUUUUUUUUUAAGUCGGUUAAUAAAGCACAGGAAUGACCAUACUAGGUUGUGAUUGUUAUUUUUUGUCACAAAUGAAGCGCCUUGAUGGACCCUACGCGGGAACGUCGGUCGGAAGUAUGCUCAUGUACAUAGAGUGAAGGAACGAAUUGUUAGUUGUUACAUAAACACGUUGAAAAUAUAA
Molecule: messenger RNA, 5320 nt
Organism: Manduca sexta (tobacco hornworm)
Lineage: Eukaryota; Metazoa; Arthropoda; Insecta; Lepidoptera; Sphingidae
Gene: Indy
Product: protein I'm not dead yet
Exons: 15
Coding region: 306-2243 (645 amino acids)
Biological process (GO): monoatomic anion transmembrane transport; citrate transport
Cellular component (GO): membrane
Molecular function (GO): succinate transmembrane transporter activity; citrate transmembrane transporter activity
Source: RefSeq, a predicted model, not a curated record